AUGCCUGAAAGUCAAGGGUCAAGGCCGGCGGAGACGGACCUCUCACAGCUGUCGUGUAUUUCAUGCCGGGCUCGAAAGCUGAAGUGCGAUCGUACUAUGCCGGCGUGUUUUCGAUGCGCCAAGGUCGAUAGCGAUUGCGUCUAUCCUGAGUCGAGGAGGAAGCGCAUCUUCAAGAGGAAGAAUGUGAAAGAAAUGGAGGAACAGCUAGCCCGGCUUGAAAAGCAACUGAACCUACAUGUAGUCAAUGGUGAAACGAGCCGGGGCACUACGCGCACCAAUCCCGCGUCUGACCGUCUGCUCAGAGAGAUGAGUAUCACAGUCGAUGCACAGCAAUAUGAGUUGCCCAACUCCGGGUCUAGCUAUGACUGGGUCUGUGAUGGCCAACUAAUAGACCUCGGAGUAUCAGAGCCGCUGCCCCCCUUCGAAGUAAUGGAAGAACUGCACGACAUUUAUUUCCGAAAUCAACACCAUUCGAUGCCGAUACUGCAUCCCGCGCUGUAUCUACAAGCCAUACAUGGGCCGCCAAACAAACGGCCACCGAUGUGCUUGCAGUACAUUGUUUGGGCUACGGCAUCAAAAGGAAAUGAGAAAUACGACUUCUAUGCAGAUGCGUUCUACAAGCGGGCGCGACAAUAUGCCAACGCGGAUGAGAUGCAGGGCGAUGGAGAUCAUUUGACCCUCCGCCAUUUACAGACAUAUAUCAUUAUGGCCGGGUUUGAAGCGAAAUGCAUGCUCUUUACAAGAGCGUCCAUGAACUCGGCCAAGUCUGUCAGCCUCGUGCACUCUCUGGGUCUUGAUCGAGUUGACGAUCCAGACGUUUCGCCAGCAUCAACCGCAAUGUCCUCGGCAGCCUGGAUUGAGAUUGAGCAGCAGCGGAGAGGGUUCUGGGGCGCCUUUGCUAUCGACUCGCAUGCUAGUAUAUCCACGGGAUGGGCUAGUUUGAUAUAUUCCAAUGACCUUAUGACACGGCUUCCUGCAUCGGAAGAUGCGUUCUUAUUUGGACAGAAAGAAGAUGCUCCAUUUCUCGAUGAAGUUUUCCAGGGGGCCUCCCACUCUGCUUUUGCUACCACGCUUAUCAUUUGUCACAUCUUCAAAACUACUCUAAAUCAUACCUCUGGCCGCUCUCAUGGCGCUGCAUUCUGGAAGCGCCACAAAGACCUUGAUCAUAAAAUUUCCAGCACCUUCAUGUUUCUACCGGAGCGGUUUCAGUCGCCGGACUACAAAUGUGACCAUGUCGCAGCCCAUACCAACCUGAACUUGCACGCCACCACCAUUUGCCUUCACUACGCGGCCGUUGAGAUGAUGGACAAGCAUAGUCACUCUGAAGCUACCAAACAGCAAAGCUUGGGCAGGAUGAGAAUCAGCGCGGAGGUAAUUGUGGAAAUCAUUAAGGCCAUUUCUCCCCAUUCAUUGAUAUAUAAAUCUGUGUUAUGCGCUCUGUCACUAUACUGCGCAGCAAGCGUGUACAUGUACCUUGCCAGGGAUAGUCCGACCGAAGGAUUGCCUGUGAAUGAGUUGGUUAAUUUUGAGACGAUUCUCCGCUCUAUGGAAACCACCGGUCACGACCACAAGAUCACGCGAGCUCUCCUGCUGCAGGUCUACCGGGAUGCGGAACGUUACGGGUUGAGUUCCAUCCUGCAUUUGCCUGAUACUGGGCAGAUCACAGAAGUUGACCUAGGAUAUUGCCCGAGCGUUUUUAUGAGCGUGAAAAUCGCCAUGAUAAGGCAACCCAUCAUUGGCCCUCUCCAGGUAGGAAGGCUGCCAUUGGGUGCAGCAGGAGAUCUGGCCUUUCAAGACUUGACGUAUGAUACCCUGGAAAAUCCAUUGGACCCGCCAGAUAUCAGCACAUACACGGAGGGCAGCAUAAAUAUUGGACAGCAGCUCCAAGAUAUCUCAAUGCCAUUAUGGACACAGAGCGGCAAUGGCCUCUCAUCACAGAUGUUGGAAUCGAUGACGAGUCACGGCCCUACUCUGAAUGAUGGCUUCGAAUUGGAACUUAUAUAA
Molecule: messenger RNA, 2004 nt
Organism: Clonostachys solani
Lineage: Eukaryota; Fungi; Ascomycota; Sordariomycetes; Hypocreales; Bionectriaceae
Source: the annotation of a GenBank genome assembly